Molecule: messenger RNA, 1356 nt
Organism: Exaiptasia diaphana
Lineage: Eukaryota; Metazoa; Cnidaria; Anthozoa; Actiniaria; Aiptasiidae
Exons: 1
Coding region: 527-1321 (264 amino acids)
Source: RefSeq, a predicted model, not a curated record
CUUAAUACUUUACGUUCUCUUCCUAAUUCCACUUAUCACUUUCACAUUUCGCUCUUUUUUCUCUUCAAUGUAUCGUGUAGUUUUURACUCUACGGAAAGUUCCAAUCUCCGAAAAAUCUCGUUUUUUACUUGACUGACGUAAAACAUUUCCGUUCUUGGCAGCUAGUUGUCAAGUACUUUUGUUYUCAUAUUGACUGUGAAAAUUAUCAAAGCUGAUCUCUUCACCCACUGUGACUCGAAACUUGAUCUCAAUGUACCAUUUUACCAGGAGCACGACAGUCUUAAGCUACCACGACAUCGAAACAUAUUGGACUACAGAAAUUGUAUGACAAACGGUAGACGUUGCAAGUUAUUGAAUUCYGMAAACAUYCCGUCAAAAAGGUUACAAAGUUUGACAGUCUUCAAACGUUUUCGUUUUACUCUGYAUUAGYKUUACGUCURGCUGWUAAUUCCCWAUAGAAGCCUUUAUUCUUCGAUUCAAAACAGCGCGGCUGAAUAGCUGUUUAAUUGGUGACAAUUUGAACCAAUGGAUCAUAAUAAUAAUCACAAGACCUGGGACCUGGCUCAGAGGGCGAGAAAAGUCUCGAAAGGUCAGGCUAAAAUUUUCUUGACCAGGAACGCUGGCGAUGAGCAAAGGCUUGCGAAACUAACGCAGCAUCUCGACAAGGAGAAGUCGGCAAAAAAUUCCGAAUUAAACUUCGCAAAAAAGCUUCUUGUCAAGCGAUAUGGAGCAGGAAAAGCAGAGUUUGAAACUAUAGGAGAACAAAGAGGACCGCCACGUAGUCGAAGCUUGACUUGGGACUCUACUUUUAUGACGAAACCUGAAAUGGAAGACACUCGAAGUCGCAAAGUGUCCUCUAUACAAUCCCGCGGGAGUUACACCGAUAUCCCGCGCGCUCACUCGUCGGAGAAAGACCUURCACCAGUUCGUAAGUUUUCCCACAUAGCUCGUUUACAACCAAGAAAAGACUCGUAUGUGAACAUUGUUAGCUUAUCUGAUGGAGAAAUAAAUAAAAACUGUGAAGCCCAGGAAACGAGACCUCGWGCCAUUUCCGAAGUUCUUCCACCCAUUACUCUACCGCCUAUCUACAAGGCAGGCCAAUCCUUACCURCUGGGGGAGGGCUAAGGCCUCGGUUUUCAACCAGCCAACUUCGAACUGAUACAACUACACCUGUAGCUGGGCCAGUCAGGAAAAGGAGCCUUGGAGCUUACACCGCCCCAGGCAAUGCAUUAUUGAAUGGAGAGAACUCGAUAAAAUUUGAUGCUUCACUUGGUAGUUGUCGAUACCUCCGAAAAAGAGAUAACGAGGGUACAUUAUAGUCUCCCCUGCAGCCACUUUCAGUCAGAUGUCUCCA